AUGGUGUCUCAGUGGUCUCUUUGGCAUCCCUUCCGCAUCUGGCGCAGCGAAUUGCACACUCCACAAUUGACUCAGUGCUUCAACUGCAUGUUCCAUUGUCGCCAUCCAUGCCAUCCUCAACCAAUUCUCCAUACCUUCCUCAGCGAUCCUGUUUCGCUUUCUGGACCUUCGCUGCCCAUCCUGGUUCCAAUUCCUAUUCCGCUGACCUCCAGAGCCCCAGCUUCUCUCCUCGUCCACAUUGGUGUCAUCAUCCUGAUCAGUCCUAUCAGGGCAGUCUCUUGCUUUGCGUCCAUGCCUGCUGCAUCCAAAGCACCUGACACUCUUUCCCUGGACCUUAGAAGCUCUCUAUGA
Aspergillus chevalieri is the source of this 351-nucleotide messenger RNA. RefSeq lists its product as uncharacterized. The transcript has a single exon. Bases 1 to 351 code for a protein of 116 amino acids. NCBI's taxonomy places the organism in Eukaryota, Fungi, Ascomycota, Eurotiomycetes, Eurotiales, Aspergillaceae. The record is from RefSeq and is a predicted model, not a curated record.